This is a messenger RNA of Asparagus officinalis (garden asparagus), 1692 nucleotides long. RefSeq lists its product as uncharacterized. Lineage: Eukaryota; Viridiplantae; Streptophyta; Magnoliopsida; Asparagales; Asparagaceae. The transcript has a single exon. The coding region runs from base 156 to 1523 and encodes 455 amino acids. The record is from RefSeq and is a predicted model, not a curated record. Gene Ontology annotation, molecular function: methyltransferase activity.
UACUCCAAUCUCCAUGCCCUUGCAAUCUCAUCAUCUUCAAUUCCCAAUUCAUUGGUUUCCUCUCAAGUUUCAGGUACUCCCUUCUUGAAUCUAAUGAGCUUUAUUCAUAGAUCUCUUACUAUUUUCGAACUUUGAUUGCAAACACCCAACUAAUUAUGAAGUUAGUCACGGGAAGCCUCAAUCUCAAAAGAGGUGUGUAUGCCCUCAUCAUUAUCUUUGCAUUGCUUGCAUUUGCAUUUAGUACUACAACCCUCUCAAGAUUCUACUCUCAGAAACCUUCCUCUUUCUUCAACAACUACCUAAACCCCAAUAUUGAUCAUCAAGAAGUCACUCUCAACAAUCUGGUCGAUACCAUCAUCGAAAAACUAGUCGAAGAAAUCAGAGAGUCAAGAUCAUCUAAGGACAAGACAAGAACCCAAUAUGCAACUUUCCUCACCGAGAUCCUAACUCUCACAGCCACAAUCAGAUCAAGAAGCCAAGAACACCUACACAGCCAGGAAGCAAAAACCGCAAUAGAAGCCACAACCAUCGAUGAAGAAUUCUUUCUCAUUGAAGAAAUUCGGAAGUACAUCAGAAUCAAACCCAACAGAUUACGCAAGCAAAACUUCAUGGGCGCCAACGGGACAUUCACAAGCAUUGGCCACGCUUGUUUCGCAAUGAAAGAAGAACUGGAAGAGUACAUGAACUAUGAUGUUGGUGAUUUCUGCAAUGAUGACUGGAAACUAGCACAGAGAUUAAUGGUACAUGGAUGUGAUCCUCUGCCAAGAAGAAGAUGCUUCUCUCGAGCUCCUAAAUACUACACGAAGCCCCUUUCGAUUAAUGAGAGUCUCUGGAAUAUUCCAGAUGAUCUAAAUGUUCGUUGGAGUAAUUAUCGCUGUAAGAAAUUUUCUUGUCUUGGUGAACUUAACGCAACUGGCAAAGGUUUCUUCAAAUGUUCAGAUUGUUUCAAUUUGACUCUUCAUGAGAAACCCAGAUGGAUCGAGCCUGUUUUUAUCGAUCAAUCAUCGAAUGUAACUGCAGAUAUAAUGAUACAAGAUGUUUUGAUGAUUAAACCUGGUGAAAUUCGAAUUGGACUAGAUUUCAGUGUUGGUACAGGUACUUUUGCCGCCAGAAUGAGAGAGUCCAAUGUAACAGUUGUCUCUGCUACGAUCAAUCUUGGAGCUCCAUUCAGCGAGAUGAUUGCUCUCAGAGGGCUAAUUCCGUUAUAUCUGACGAUAAAUCAGAGGCUACCGUUCUUCGAUAACACGUUGGAUAUCAUUCACACGACGAGGUUUUUAGAUGGCUGGAUUGAUUUUGUGCUGCUGGAUUUUGUGUUGUAUGAUUGGGAUAGAGUUUUGAGGCCUGGAGGGAUUUUGUGGAUUGAUAGCUUCUUUUGUUUGGAGAAGGAUUUGGAUGAUUAUUUGUUUGCAUUUGGGAUGUUGAGGUAUAAGAAACACAAAUGGAUUGUUGUUCCUAAGGUUGAUAAAAAUGGGAAUGAGAUGUUUUUUUCUGCUGUUCUUGAGAAACCAGGGAGGCCUUUUUGAGUUGAAUUUAGAUAGGAUUUGCGUUGUUUGUUUGAUGGGAAAUUAAGAUAUUUUGUCUGAUUUUAACCCUGUAAUAGGAGAGAGGGAUUCUGAUUGGUGCUGAGUGAUAUUAUAAUAAAGUAAUUUGAUAAGUUCAGACAGAGAAAGAGAGAGAGAUGUAUAAUGGAAA